This is a messenger RNA of Brassica oleracea var. oleracea, 1236 nucleotides long. Its product is annotated as probable UDP-3-O-[3-hydroxymyristoyl] N-acetylglucosamine deacetylase 2. NCBI's taxonomy places the organism in Eukaryota, Viridiplantae, Streptophyta, Magnoliopsida, Brassicales, Brassicaceae. Bases 73 to 1062 code for a protein of 329 amino acids. The transcript is spliced from 7 exons. Gene Ontology annotation, biological process: lipid A biosynthetic process. The record is from RefSeq and is a predicted model, not a curated record.
GCAAAUCCACUUUUCCUUCGCGUACGACUUCUCUUAACUGAAUCGGACGGCGGUGUGACGACGUCGGAAUCAAUGAGCCUCUCUAGCGCCGUCAAAGCCAAGAAAUCCACUCUCAUCUCUUUGAUGCGACUAUCCUCCGCCAAUUCAUCGUCUUCGUCAACAGUCUCCUUGAAACCAAGCGGGCGGUUACAGCAAACUCUCGCGGGAUCGGUGGAAGUGAACGGUAAGGCUCUGCAUUCCGGCAAGGUUUCGACGGUGAAGCUACUUCCGGCGAUCGCGGGAGCUGGGAGGUACUUGGAGUUUCGUUCCAGAUCAAUCCCCGCGUCGAUUGAGUUUGCUCAGGAGUCGCCUCUCUGCACAACGCUGUUGAAAGACGGUCUCAGGAUCCGAACCGUCGAGCACUUGCUAUCAGCUCUUGAGGCUAAGGGCGUUGAUAACUGCAGAAUUCAAAUCGAGAGCGAGAGCGAGAGUCCAGAUGAUCGGGAAGUCGAGGUCCCUAUUUGUGAUGGAUCAGCUAAAGAAUGGGUAGAAGCGAUCGAAGAAGCUGGCAUAAACGUAGCUCAAAACCAUGAUGGAGAAACUGUGGAGAAGAUGGUAGCACAUGUGAACAAGCCUGUGUACGUUCGCAAGAACGAUUCUUUCGUAGCUGUGUUCCCUGAUUUAGAGACUCGAAUUACUUGUGGUAUCGACUUCCCACAGGUGCCUGCUAUAGGCUGCCAGUGGUUUUCUUGGAAACCUGAACAUCACUCUUCGUAUGCAAAAGAUAUAGCACCGUCGAGAACGUUUUGUGUCUAUGAAGAGGUGGAGAAAAUGCGGGAAGCAGGGCUCAUUAAAGGAGGUUCUCUGGAUAAUGCAAUCGUUUGUAGCGCCGAGCAUGGAUGGAUGAACCCUCCUCUGCGGUUUGAUAAUGAAGCAUGUCGACAUAAGAUUUUGGACCUUAUUGGUGACCUCUCCCUUGUAGCACGAGGCGGAAAUGGAGGAUUCCCUGUGGCUCACAUAGUAGCAUUUAAGGCGGGUCAUGCACUGCACACUGAGUUGGCACGUCAUCUUACCAUCGACUGAGAAGAGUAUGCUCGUUGCCUACCACAUUCCGCAGAAGCUUUGAUCCUCCGUUUGUUUUGUUUCUUUACCCAAAGACACUACCAAUAAGUGAAUUUUGUUUUUGCCCAAAUCGAGUUUUAUUACUCUCAAGGUUUGAAUGAACUAGUUUUCACUAAUAUUAGAAUAUUCAGAUGA